This is a messenger RNA of Ipomoea triloba (trilobed morning glory), 1667 nucleotides long. Its product is annotated as protein LOW PSII ACCUMULATION 3, chloroplastic. The coding region runs from base 81 to 1241 and encodes 386 amino acids. Lineage: Eukaryota; Viridiplantae; Streptophyta; Magnoliopsida; Solanales; Convolvulaceae. The transcript is spliced from 12 exons. The record is from RefSeq and is a predicted model, not a curated record.
UCUGUGAAUUGUGAUCUCCAGUUGUCCAAGACAGUUGGGAUUUCCCUCCACUCUUUUCAACCAACCAAAGCAAAGCAUCCAUGGCUAUGGCGGUUCACACAGCCGCCGCCUUUUCUCCUUCUCCGUCUGUCUCUCAGCUUAAGCUUCCCCGUUCCUCUUUCUCUCUCAUCCCGUUUCUUCACACUCGUCCCCAAACUUAUCGAAAGUCACUACUACCUUUAAAGCUAAGACCGACGCAGUGCUCCAAGAAGGAAGUGGGAGCCACCGCCGCCGCCGCGGCCUCCGGCGACCCCAAGCUCGGCGUUGCAGUAUACAAGCCGAGGUCUUACGAUGUCCUCGCAUCUGACGCCGCGAAUGCCCUCUUUUACGCUCUCAACGAAGGGAAGACUCGCGUCGAAAUCGAAUUUCCUCCCUUGCCUAGCAACAUUUCUUCCUAUAAGGGAUCAUCAGAUGAGUUUAGUGAUGCCAACAUUCAACUUGCCUUGGCUGUUGUCAAGAAGCUUCAAGAGAAGAAGGAAACUAGGGCUUGCAUUGUAUUUGCUGAUAAGCCAGAAAAGCGCAGAGCCUCGGAACUUUUCAAAACAGCUUUUGACUCGAUUGAUGAUUUAACCAUUGGGACGUUGGAUGAUAUUCCUAGUGGUCCUGUGACUACAUUUUUCAGAUCUGUAAGUCGCACAUUGGAUUUCGAUUUUGAGGAUGAAAAUGAAGAUCGUUGGCAGUCUGACAAGCCACCAUCACUGUACAUAUUUAUCAACUGCAGCACUCGUGAUCUCUCUUCCAUAGAGAAGUAUGUGGAGAAAUUUGCCCCGUCCACCCCUAGUCUGCUGUUUAAUCUAGAACUGGACACAUUGCGUGCUGACCUGGGUCUUUUGGGAUUUCCACCCAAAGAGUUGCAUUAUCGAUUUCUUUCACAAUUCACCCCCGUAUUUUACAUUCGAACUCGAGAGUAUUCAAAGACAGUUGCAGUGGCACCCUACAUAGUAAACUACAAUGGAGCUUUGUUUCGUCAAUACCCUGGGCCUUGGCAGGUGAUGCUGAAACAAUCAGAUGGUUCUUAUGCAUGCGUUGCAGAGAGUGAUUCUCGGUUUACACUUGGAGAAACCAAGGAAGAGCUGUUGCGUGUCCUAGGUCUUCAGGAGGAGAAAGGAAGCUCGCUUGAAUUUCUUCGAAGAGGGUAUAAGUCUGCAACAUGGUGGGAAGAAGAUGUUGAUUUGGAAAAAUCUUCAGCUUGGCGUACUUGAACAGAUAAAAUCAUAACAACAUGAUUGAAGCUGCCUAAAGGAGAAGAAAAGCCCACUGUGCAUCACUUAGCCUUGGAUGCAAAUGUUUGUGUAAUCUUGGAUGAGCUUCAAGUCCUCCACUACAAAAGCUGCAUAAAAUUAGCAAACAUUUCCAUUUUUACUUCUCUCCUCUACCAUGUUAGUAUCAGUUUUGUUUCUUUUUGUUUUUUUUUUGGCUGUCAAAUUGGGUUUUGUUGUUUGAUUGGAGUGAAGUCUUGGCCUCUAGGGACUACCAAUCUUUUCCUGUUAACGUAUCCCUACAUGCAAUUCUCUCUAUUGGGAGUUCGACUUGUGUAGAAAUUGUGGAAAUGUGUUUCAUCUUCUUGACAACGUUUGUAUUGUUAAUUUGUUAUUAAUAAUUAUUUUAGUCCGUUUAAUUGGAGGGAA